AUGGGAGCAGUGGCGUGUGUGCUCUGCCUCGUCCUCGCCUCGCCGGCCCUGUGGUGGCUCGCCGCCGUGCUGCUUGUCAUCGCCAACAUUGGCUACGGCAUCGCCACCGUUGCUUACUACAGUCUACUUGGCAAAGCUGGCGAACGCAUCCCCCGAGUGCUGGUGACCGCUCCCCUGAGCUACCUGGCAGUGCUGGUGGACGCGUCCCCCGAGGUGCAGCAGGCAGAGGCGGCGGGACUGCCGGUGCAGGCGGUGGUGGAGAUGCGCGAGCAGGUAGAGAAUCGCCUCUCCCUCACGGCAGUCGCCUGUGCCAGUGCCGCCUCCAUCAUCGUAACCCUCCUCGCCCUCGCCGCCACGCUCCCCACCUCCUCGCCUGCCCUCAAGCUGCGCCUCGCAGUGGCCCUCUGCGGCGCCUGGUGGAUCCUCCUCGCGCUGCCCACCUUCGCCUUCCUCAAAGCCCGCCCCGGCCCCGCCCUCCCCCCGGGCUCGCCCCUGCGAGUCUUCUCCGGGUGGCGCCAUCUCGGCGCCAUUCUGGCCGAGGCGCGGCGGUACCGCAACGCGUUUGCGUUCCUGGUGUGCUACUUUGUGUACGCGGAUGGCUACACCACCAUCAUGCAGAUGGCUUUUGUGUUGGUUCCUGUAGUCGACUCAAAACUCACCUUGUUUGCGUUCCUGGUGUGCUACUGUGUGUAUGCGGGCGGCUACACCACCAUCAUGCAGAUCGGCGUGCUGUUUGGCCAGAGGGAGCUCUGCCUCUCCACGGGAGCUACUGUUCUGCUCGCCUGCUGCGUCUUCCUCUUCGCGCUCCUCGGCACGCCACUCGCCUUCUGGCUGCAGCGCGUGUCCGGGCUGCACAAUAAAGCCAUGGUCUGCGUGCUUAUAGCGGGGAUGAUUCCCCUCCCGCUCUGGGGCCUGCUCGGGUACCUGACACCGGACGGCGGUGUGGGGUUGAAGUCAGCGUGGGAGCUGUAUGUGUUUGCGGGGUGGUUCGGGGUGCUGCUGGGGCCAUUGUCGUCGUACUCGCGCACACUGUUCAUUGAUAUGAUCCCCGUGGGGAGAGAGGGCGCCUUCUUCUCACUCUACUCCGUCAGCGACAAGGGCUCCUCCUGGCUCGGGCCCUUCAUUGUCGCUGUCAUUGUACAGGCCACGGGGGAGCUACGGGCGUCCUUCUUCUACAUCCUGGCGGUAAUGCUGCUGCCACUGAUCGCGCUAGUACUGGCGGUGGACCAUGCACGCGGCAUCACGGAUGCAGGGCGCAGCAGCCGCAGCCGGGCGGGCGACACGGGCAUCGCUCAGGACGACCAGCCCAAUGUGGUGGGCGGCGUCGUGCCGUAUACUGCCAUGCGCGCUCACUGA
This is a messenger RNA of Closterium sp. NIES-65, 1356 nucleotides long. The record is from the annotation of a GenBank genome assembly. NCBI's taxonomy places the organism in Eukaryota, Viridiplantae, Streptophyta, Zygnematophyceae, Desmidiales, Closteriaceae.